Macadamia integrifolia is the source of this 732-nucleotide messenger RNA. RefSeq names its product mitotic spindle checkpoint protein BUBR1-like. Gene Ontology annotation, biological process: meiotic sister chromatid cohesion, centromeric; mitotic spindle assembly checkpoint signaling. The transcript is spliced from 4 exons. The record is from RefSeq and is a predicted model, not a curated record. Lineage: Eukaryota; Viridiplantae; Streptophyta; Magnoliopsida; Proteales; Proteaceae. Gene Ontology annotation, molecular function: protein kinase activity. The coding region runs from base 16 to 705 and encodes 229 amino acids.
CGAUAUGGACUUUGAAUGGAGAUGUUAACGGCUCGUGGAUUCAAAUUUGAAAAUUUGAAAUCUCUCUCUCUCUCUCUCUCCCUCCCUCCGUACGCUCAUUUUAUUCCUUCUUUCAGGGACUUGUGUCACUCUGUGUGUGUUUGCGCCAUGGAAGAGCUUCAGAAUUUGGAUCCAGAAACAGCGUUUCUCGCCUCCAACCAGCAAACAGGAAAUGAGUGGGAACUCUUCAAGGAGAACGUUAAACCCUUGAAAAGAGGUCGUAAUAUUAGCCUCUUAAAUAACGCCCUCAAAUCCCAGUCCGAUACUCGCCUUCGAAAAUCUCUCCUUGAGAACCGAAGGAGGUUGAUCAAGGCGAUUGAUGAGUACCAAGGAGAUGAUCCUCUCCAACCGUGGCUUGAGUGCAUCAAAUGGGUUCAGGAGUCUUACCCCACUGGUGGAGACAGUUCAGGCAUUGUUGUAAUUUUGGAACAAUGUGUGCGUACUUUUUGGCACACAGACAUCUACAAGGAGGAUCUCCGUUACCUUAAAGUUUGGUUGGAAUAUGCAGAGAAUUGUGCUGAUGCUGAAGUGAUAUACAGUUUUCUCGAUGCAAAUAAAAUUGGGCAGACACAUUCUCUGUAUUAUACAUCAUAUGCUUUGCAUAUGGAAUCCAAAAAUAAAAUCAAAAGUGCAAAUGACAUCUUCAAUCUUGGCAUAUCGAGGUGAGUUCUCUGUCUGAAAUUUCAUUCACCC